Mesocricetus auratus (golden hamster) is the source of this 2326-nucleotide messenger RNA. RefSeq names its product aminocarboxymuconate semialdehyde decarboxylase (gene Acmsd). Gene Ontology annotation, biological process: secondary metabolic process. The coding region runs from base 1 to 1020 and encodes 339 amino acids. The record is from RefSeq and is a predicted model, not a curated record. Gene Ontology annotation, molecular function: carboxy-lyase activity; hydrolase activity. The transcript has 10 exons. NCBI's taxonomy places the organism in Eukaryota, Metazoa, Chordata, Mammalia, Rodentia, Cricetidae. Gene Ontology annotation, cellular component: cytoplasm; cytosol.
AUGAAAAUUGACAUCCACACUCACAUUCUACCCAAGGAAUGGCCUGAUCUAGAAAAGAAGUUCGGCUAUGGAGGCUGGGUGCAGCUCCAACAGCAAGGCAAGGGAGAAGCAAAGAUGAUGAAAGAUGGGAAGGUCUUCAGAGUGAUCCAGCAGAACUGCUGGGACCCGGAAGUUCGUGUCAGAGAGAUGGACCGGAAAGGAGUGACCGUUCAAGCUCUUUCCACGGUUCCUGUCAUGUUUAGCUACUGGGCCAAACCUAAAGAUACUUUGGAGCUGUGCCAGUUCUUAAACAAUGACCUAGCUGCCACCGUUGCCAGAUACCCUCGAAGGUUUGUGGGUUUGGGAACGUUGCCUAUGCAAGCCCCAGAACUAGCCGUCGAGGAAAUGGAGCGUUGUGUGAAGGAGCUGGGAUUUCCAGGAGUCCAGAUUGGCUCCCACAUCAACAUGUGGGACCUGAAUGACCCGGAACUCUUCCCUGUCUACACGGCAGCUGAGAAGCUGAACUGUUCUCUGUUUGUGCAUCCCUGGGAUAUGCAGAUGGAUGGACGAAUGGCCAAAUACUGGCUGCCUUGGCUUGUAGGAAUGCCAUCAGAGACCACCAUGGCCAUUUGCUCCAUGAUCAUGGGUGGGGUGUUCGAGAAGUUUCCCAAGCUCAAAGUGUGCUUUGCACAUGGAGGUGGUGCCUUCCCCUUCACAGUAGGGAGAAUCGCCCAUGGAUUCAACAUGCGCCCAGACCUCUGCGCCCAAGACAAUUCAUCUGACCCCAGGAAAUACCUUGGGUCCUUCUACACAGACUCCCUGGUUCAUGAUCCUCGCUCUCUCAAGCUGUUGAUAGAUGUCAUAGGAAAGGAUAAAGUAAUUCUGGGAACUGAUUACCCCUUUCCACUAGGUGAACAGGAGCCUGGGAAGUUGAUAGAGUCCAUGGGAGAAUUCGACGAAGAAACAAAGGAUAAACUCACAGCUGGCAACGCCUUGGCUUUUUUGGGUCUUGAGAGAAAACUAUUUGAAUGUCAAAAUUAACCACAAAAAAUAACCUUCCAAGAAGCUACAUCACCUAUGUCUUUGAGCAUGAGUCACACACACAUCGCCAAAACUAUUUUGAAUUAUGUCACCUAAAAAAUGGAACAUCCCCCUCAGGAGGAUUAGGAAUUCAAGUUCCAGACCAGUCUGGGCUACUUGAAACUGUCUUUGGGGGAGCAGGAAUAUUCCCAAAUAUUCUAACUUAUUAAUAACAAGAUGUUUCAUUAGGUUCUUAUUCUGAAAUGUACUGAAAAGCAGUCCAUUGCUACCUAUGAAACUCAAAACUAUUUAAUUUGGAGGAGAUUAAAAUUAAUGUAUAAUUAAUGAUCUACAUAGAGGAAAAACCCAGCACCAGACUUAUUCUAGAAGACUCAGGUGGGUUCUCUAUUUUGAUCAAAGAAAUGGGAAUUAUGCCCAAAUAAUCUGUGUUCUCCAGAUGUAACCAUCUCCAAUAGUGUGGUCAUUCACUGGGACAUUUUUGUCUUCAUAAACUACACACAGGAUAUGCACAAACUCAACUGUUCCAAAAGCUAGUUAAGAAAGUAAGGCAAAUGCUCAUGGAAUAAUUGCUGAGUGAUCCAAUACAAGCUCAAAGAGACUUCACUAAAAUUUAUUGUAGUCUCCCAGGUCUGAGUAAAAGUAAAAAGAUGGUGGGCUGCGCAUGGUGGUGAAUGCCUCUAAUGCCAGCACUCAGGAGGCAGAGACAGACAACGGAUCUCUGUUUGAGGCUAGCCUGGUCUGUGCAAUAGGCUCUAGACCCUCAACCAAGGAGACAUAGUGAGUCAAAAACAAAUAAGUAAAUAAAUAAACAAACAGAAGAGGGAAGACAGAUCAGAAGAAAAAGCUUUGUGGAAGGGGUAUGACUUCAGAGUGGAUGUACCUUGUUCUAAAGGGAGUUUCACCUGUAAGCUUAUUUUCACCAGAGCGGGAGGUAGACCGAGCUCUGGAUAGUGAGUGGAUGACAUCAUGAUACCCUUGUUCCAGACCCACACUGUUCUACCUGAGUCACUGCACAGGAGCAGGCAGCGUCUCUCCUUCACAUCAAAUACUCUUUCCGUAGCACAUCCUUUCCACUAUACUACAAAGCCAGGCUGGCUAUUAAUGUGCACCUUGUGAUGGCUCUUCAGCAAGGAAAGACAAGAUCUAAUCAAUACCCAGUGCUUCCCGUCCUGUUAUUUUCACCAUCUGUGCUUCAAUACCCCCUUCUUCUGCUGCUCCUCUCAUUGCUUUCGAUAACCCCCAACUAUCACUCUGCUCACAAUUCCAGUCUGCCUUGAAAGAAAAAUAAAGUUAAGCAAAACAACAA